CGCAUGACAGUGGAAACAUUAUUUAUCAGAAAUAUUUGAUAAAUAAUUUAUUUUCAAAUACAAUUAAGUAUUGGCCAAAUAACUGAGAACAUAUUUAUUUUAAUAACGUGGCGAAAUGGGACAUCACGUCAGUUCAAUGUUUUCCACUUUGGGAAGGUUCUUCGAGUACCCGGUGAAGAGGAAACCAAUCUGUUUCUAUAGACAGGAGGAUUUCAGUGCUACAGGUGAACCGCAUAGAAAAAUGGGAGAACUGCAGAGAAAUACACAAACAGACUACGACAAAUUGGUCGAUUUGUUCUACACGCGACUUGCGGAGCAGCGCCAGUAUAACCAAGAGAUGAAGGAGAAGGACCGCAGGUGGAGCAUACAGAAGGUGGUGGAGCGCUUCCCGGGCUGGAACGAGGUCACCAUCGCCAACCUGCACAGCUUGUUCCUGCUCUUCGAUAACCAGUCCAACGGCAUGCUAGGAUUCGAUGAUUUCGGCGCGGUCCUAGAAAGUCUAGGAGACGAGAGCGGCAUGGAUGUCCGCAAGGAGAAGUUCAAUAACGCAGACACUGACAACGACGGUUGGAUAACUUAUGACGAGUUUCUAUCGUUGGUAUACAACUUCAACCCUGGUGAGGAGGGUCGCGUCACAGGCCUGGCCGCGAUGUGCAAUGACGUAGCGGAGAACAUACAGUUUGUCAGCAAUCUCACCGUGGGCGAGCAACUCGAGUACGGAUUGUUUUGAAUGUUUCAUUGUUGUAAUAAACUUAGUUUUAUGUUUUUAA
Helicoverpa armigera (cotton bollworm) is the source of this 770-nucleotide messenger RNA. RefSeq lists its product as uncharacterized. The coding region runs from base 116 to 730 and encodes 204 amino acids. The transcript has 5 exons. NCBI's taxonomy places the organism in Eukaryota, Metazoa, Arthropoda, Insecta, Lepidoptera, Noctuidae. The record is from RefSeq and is a predicted model, not a curated record. Gene Ontology annotation, molecular function: calcium ion binding.